Molecule: messenger RNA, 14992 nt
Organism: Malurus melanocephalus (red-backed fairy wren)
Lineage: Eukaryota; Metazoa; Chordata; Aves; Passeriformes; Maluridae
Gene: RNF213
Product: ring finger protein 213
Exons: 63
Biological process (GO): sprouting angiogenesis; negative regulation of non-canonical Wnt signaling pathway; ubiquitin-dependent protein catabolic process
Cellular component (GO): membrane; cytosol; nucleolus
Molecular function (GO): ubiquitin-protein transferase activity; ATP binding; ATP hydrolysis activity
Source: RefSeq, a predicted model, not a curated record
GAUGCAAACACAAAAGAGAAAAAGCAGACCCCAAGUGAGAAAAUACCUAAAGUGGGUGAGAAAACAAGCCCGAGCAAAGGAGCUGAGGCUGCCACGAUGACAGAGGGUGSUGUGGCUGCAGCAGAAAGUCCCAAGCACAAAAAGGAACAAAGGAACCAGAAACCUGUGGAAAAGAGUAAAGAAAGCUCUGUGAACCGGGAUGAUGGUGUUACAGUGUAUUUCCAUGCAAUAUUAUCCAAAGACUUUAAACUCAACCCUGACACCCAUAAAGUGUUCAUCAAAGCUCAGGACAUUCCUGGCUACACCAACUGGGAGGACAAAGUCUGUGAGCUGAACUGCACCCGGCAUCUGGGAGAGCAUGGAUACCUCAUUGAAGGUGCUGUAACUCUCACCAAAGACAUCCUGGAAAAAURCAUUCCUUACAAGUACUGGGUGAGCUGUGGGAAGGGCGAAUAUGAGUUCAUUUACAAGAAUUCAGAAUCCAAAACUCCCGUGAAUCGCUGCUUAUUGAUAACAAGGCCCUUACUCAACAAUGGAGAGUGGCACCAGUACGAUGACAUCGUGUGUGCAAAGCCUUCCAGGAUAAAAAACUUCUGGCAGACAUGGACUGGGGAUAAAAACAAGGAACUGGUGGAAGGGAAGAAAAUAGCUGCCARUGUUAUGUUGGAAAGUAUCUUCAGCAUUCUUGGAACCUGGAGUGCUGACAACCUGAGGAACUUCUUCUGCCAGCUGAGACAGUUCCACUACGUUGCUGUAGCCCAGCGGGUGUUUGAUGGUGGGCCUAUGCUGUGGUUAGAGCUGAACUUCAACGCAGAGCAGGUGAACGAYUUGCUGAUGAAAYACAUGAAGAAAAUAGCUCUCCCUUUCCUUGCACCCGAAGCACCUCCGGAGGACAGAGUCAUCAAAAGCAAACUGGCUCUGGGGCUCACCAUUCUCUUGGUAUUUGAGRACUUUUCACUUCCAGCAGUUAAAGGUGACCUGGAUGACCUGUGCAGCCUCCUGUGCUUGGAUCAGGUGUCCCAACAAGAGGUGCAGAAUGAGAUUGAUCACAUCAAGCAGGCUUUUGCAGGAGUGACCAACUUGAAGGUUGACCUGACCAACCUGUGCCAGAGGUGCAUUGAAGGUGACACAGAGCGGUGGGUGUGGAUCCUUCCCCUCCUGCACUCCAUUGCUGCUCCCCAUCAGGAGCAUGGACCACUGGAGGARGAUGUUUGGGCAGGGCUGGAAGGGCUCCCCUUUGCUGAAACCAGGAGGAAGCAAAAUGCAGUGACCCUGCUGGAACGAAUGAGAGAAAAGAAGUACUUGAUGGAAUUUGAUGAGACUCUGGUCAAGUCCUGGCUCUGUGUGCUGCCCCUGGGGAACCUGGCUGAGUUCAUCAAAGACUUCUCCAGUGAUUUGUUGGUUACUCUGCAAGGUGUUUUGUACAGAUUGGAGAAUGUGGAUCUCUCGUGGAACUUUCAGCGUCAGGAGGUAGAGCAGAUUCUGAAGGCAGUGCUGUGUGCCUUGGAUGAGCCCCCAGCCAGAGCUCUGGGAGCCCGUUCUUGGCUGUGCUGCUUGUCCUGCUGCCUCAAGCUGCACGAGAGGCUCUGCAAGAAUGUCAGGAGUGUGAGCUGGUUCCUGAUCCCUGCCACUGCUGCCAUCCUCAUUGCCAGGGUGGCCCAACUUCAGCCCUCAGCAGUUCCAGGGGAUGCUGUGCAGGARGUUCCAGAAAUGCUGAGUAGAGCUCUGAGAGAUACUCGAACCUGGUUCAGAAACACUUUAAAACAGAAGUUACUGAAGGAGUACCUGGAGCACGUCACCUUCUCUUCCCCUUCUGAGCUGCGGGCCUGGGAUAGGUUUGUGAAGAUCAGCUUUCCAGAUGAGCAGUUCACCCAGACAUGGAGGGACACUUUACUCGCAGAUCUGAAGAGAAGAAUCCAGCAGGAGACUCCAAUGAACCAAAUCUUGGUGUACUGUUGUCAGCACUACCAAAUCAAACAGGUGGAGCCUUCCAUUGACUGGUGCUUCCAGAACUGUGCCACAGAGGCUGUGACUGCAGCUUGCCAGAUGCAGAACAAUAUCCUGGAGAARAUCUCUGCCUACAACCUGGGCCAGUUCAGCCAGCUCGUGUCUGCUGUCAUCGUGAAGUCRUGGCCCAUCAGGGCUGGGCAGAAUGAGGAGGAUUUUGAUAAAAUUCUGCACCAUCUGCUCACGUGGCCUGACAUCAAACACAUCUUCAGCUUUAAUGGAGCAAACAGAAACUUCUUAGACAAACUCACAGAGGAAGCCAAGGAUGUCAUGGCCACAGCAGACUCUGUGCUUACGAGUGUCACCGAUGACAUCCACAUGGGCUGUGUCCUUGUGAGRCACCUGGAAGAGGUUUUCCAGCAUAAGGAGCAGUUCCUCUGCAUUUGGGAGACAAAGCACCAGCAAUGCUCGAGUGAGGAGAAGGAGCUGCUCCAGAGAAGCAGGAAAGAACUGCUGGAGUCGAGGCAUGAAGAAGUCACACUGCUCAGAAGAGARAAAAAAGCMAUAGGAACCUUCCUSGGCAUGUGCAGGAAGGUGCACAAGUCUGUGAAAGUGGAUGUGACUGAAGUGGAAUUUCAACACUCGAAAGAUCUCAGUUCRAAAAGACUGAAUCAAGUUGUGAGUGUGGGAAGGAGACCCCUGCAGACCUUCUACAACCUGAGCCCAGAGCUGAAAGGAUUUAUCCACAAAAUGCACGCUUUUAAGGACAGCCGGAUCUUCCAGCAGUUCUGGGAGGAAGCAGCACAGAAGGCAGGAGAGGAGUAUGAGUGUGAUUAUUCAGAGGAGGAGGAGAACGAGGAGGAGGAGGAGGAGGAGGACACUGUUCCUGAGCUGGACCUUGAAGAUGUUUUGAACAGCAUGAUCCGCCCUUGCUUUGCCAACUAUGAAAUGCUGUAUGAUGAGCUCAGAUCAGGSAGUCUCACACUUUCUGCAGUCGAUAGAAUUUUCCAUGAAUUCACAAAUCAUCCUGAAGAUCUCAGAGCAGAGCUGAACACCAUCUGUGGGCUUUGGUCCACAGAGGAGCAGGGCUGGGUUGACCAGCGAGUCCAGCAGAUCCAGCAGUACCAYGAAAUGUAUUUAACCUUUGAUGCUGCCAAGAUCAUCGCCCAUGUUAAAGAAAGUUUAGGCCUCUCUGGUGACUUCAGUAUCCUGGAAAACCUGUUGCAUAUAACAGAAAAGCUUGAAUCCUACAAGACCCAGAAGCUGGAUUCCAUCAGCCCUGAGCUCGUGCAAGCCAAGAAGCUGCUGCAGGGGAUCACUGUGCCCCGCCGUGGCUGCCUGARGGAGCUGGCCCAGCAGAAGGAAUUCGUCUGCUGGGUCAGGGAAGCUCUGAAAGAUAUCAAUGAGCUGAAGGUGUUUGUUGACCUGGCGUCCAUCUCGGCGGGGGAGAAUGACAUGGAUGUGGACAGGGUGGCCUGUUUCCAUGACACYGUGCACGGCUACUCCUCCCUGCUCUAUGAGCUCCGCCCGGACUCGGGCUUCGAGGACUUCAUGUGCUGCUUGCAGAAGCUGUGGCGAGCCCUGGACAGCGAUGAGAACCUCCCCAAGAAACUGCGUGCCUCAGCUCAGCACCUGGAGUGGCUGAAGACAGUGAAGGAGAGCCAUGGCUCCGUGGAGCUGUCCUCGCUGUCCCUGGCAGCUGCCAUCAACAGCAGAGGGGUCUAUGUGCUCAGAGCCCCAGCUGAUGGACAGAAGGUCUCCCUGGACACUGUCCUGCGCUUCACCCUGCCGGGGAGCUCGGGGGAUGCCGAUGCCUCCUGGAAGUACUCGCUGGCGGAGCUCCGCGAGCUGCAGAACAAACUGAUGCUCAUGUCAGCCAAGGGRGAGCAAGGCCUGGAGGUGGAGAGGUUCUCUGAGGUCUUUUCCAAUGUCCAGAGACUUGCCCAGGCCUUUAUAGACCUUUACUCAGCUGGGAACAUGCUUUUCCGCUCCUGGCUUGCCCAGGUGUAUUGCUCACCCGAAAGAGAAUCCUGUGUUCUUAUCGACUUCUCCCUGGGUGCCAUCCCGGUGCUGGAAGGACAAGGGGAUAUGGCAGCUGUGCUCCCAGCCCUCUGCAAGACCAUGGAGAGUUUCCUGGAGAGCUGGAAAAGCUUCAUGUACRCCAAGCGCUUCGAGCAUUUCUACCUCAACUACUACAGCGCGGAGCAGCUGGUGUACCUGUGCUCGGAGCUGGGGCAGGGCCAGCCCAGCCAGGCAGCGCUCAUGAUGCUGUCCUUCCUCAGCCGUGGCUGCAGCGAGCACGAGCUCCUGGCAGUUCUGCAGAGCCAGGAGCCUGCCAGCUCUGCAAAGGUUGGUUCUGAUUUCCAAGUGCUGCUGGAUGGGGAGAAGGAGCUGAGUGCCCGGCUGGAGCGCAUCUGGGAGUGCUACAUGAGCAACAUGGGCUCCUUCCUGCCCCGCUGCCUGGACAUCGACACGCUGGGCGUGUGGCUCAAGAACCUGGCUGCUGCAGGCAGGGAACGUGUCAGCAGAGAUUUCCCUCAGGACCUGCUGUGCGUGGGCCAGCCCAACCUCAUCAGCUGCCCUCCCUGCGAGGUGCUGAGCGCUGCCCUGGCCAUUUACAUGAACAGCCCCGAGCAGCCCCUGCCCACCUUCGACGAGGUUCUGCUGUGCACCCCCCAGACCAGCGCCGAGCAGGUGGGGCUGUUCCUGCGCCGGUGCCUCAUYCCCUGCCACGCAGGGGACAAGAUUUACACCAUGCUCUACGCGGAUGAGCUGAGCUACGACGUCAGCUGCAGGGCAGAGGAGCUGUUCCAGCAGCUGCAGCGCUACAACAGCUCCUACCGCCUCAUCAUCCUGUGCAACUGCGAGCGGGACAACAGCUACAUCCCCUCUGCCUUCAGCCACUACAAAGUGCACAUGAUUCCCCAGAGGGCACGAGCAGAGAUCCAGCAGUACCUGCAGCAGCACUUCCGAGUGGCUCAUCCUGUCAACUCGGCUGCGUCCGUGUUCAAGGAGCACAUGUGUGUUGGGAUUGUGUCCUCCAAAAGGGCUGGMGUGGGGAAAUCUCUGUAUGUGAAGAGGCUGCAUGAGAGACUGCAAGAAGAGCAGCCUGACUGUACAGACCUUCUGAAAACCAUCAGACUAAUUGAACCAGAAGUGGAUGAAGACAAAGUGCUAAAAGCUCUCCUGCCUUACCUAAAGAGAGAACACCAGACAAARCCCAUGAUAUUCCAUUUCGAUAUCACCUCCUCAGUGCAGCGUGGAGUUGCAGAGUUUCUCUUCAAGCUGUUGGUUUUGCAGUACCUGACAGACAAUAAUGGCAAUAUGUGGCUACGGCAGAAGUGCCAUCUGUACAUCAUUGAAAUCCUGGAGGUGUCCCCAGUGCCAAGGAAAGCAGCCAGACCUACAUCAGCAAGCCAGAAGUAUCACUUCUUGGAUGUGUUCCCUAAAAUAACAUGCAAGUCUCCGAAAGAAGUGCUGGAAAUGGAGACACUCGGGAACCAUUCUGGGGAUGUUUCGGACCCAGGAAUGGACAAGGAGGAAUUCUGCAGCGAGGCUUUCCAGAGGCCUUUCCAGUACCUGAAGAGGUUUGAGCGGGGCUGUGACCUGGACACGUUCCAGUACGAGGCUCUCUCGGUGGAGGGCAGCCCUGCRGAAUGUCUGCAGCUUUUCCUCCUGCACUGUGGUGUUGUGGAUCCCUCCUGGGCAGARCUCCGCAACUUCACCUGGUUCCUCAACGUCCAGCUGAGAGACUGCGAAGCUUCUGUCUUCUGCAACCCUGCCUUUGUCCAGGACACCUUGCGCGGCUUCAAGAACUUUGUGGUUGGCUUCAUGAUUUUAAUGGCGCGGGAUUUCGCGACGCCCUCCCUGAACAUUUCUGACCAAAGUUCGGGAAGACGAUCCUGCCACCUGGACAACGUCGCGGAGGAGGAUCUGCUUCCUUUCCGCAUCCGGAAGAAGUGGGAGUCGGAGCCACACCCCUAUCUGUUUUUCAACGAGGAUCGUGUCUCCAUGACAUUCAUUGGUUUCCAUUUCCAGCAGAACAGGAAUCGCAUCGAUGCCAUCAAUCCUGUGAAUGGCAGCGUCAUCAAGCAGRACAUCAUGAGUGCCCAGCUCUACCAAGGCUUGAUCCUGCAGAGGGUUCCCUUCAACGUGCCCUUCGAUCAGCUGCCCCGCCAGGAGAAGCUCGAGAGGCUCUGCAUGGUGCUGGGGCUGCCCUGGGUGUUUGACCCCGACGAGACGUACGAGCUCACCUUGGACAAYGUGCUGAAAAUCCUGGCCAUCGAGAUGCGCUUCCGCUGCAACAUCCCGGUGGUCAUCAUGGGAGAAACGGGCUGYGGGAAAACCCGCCUGGUGAGGUUCCUGUGCCAGCUGCGCAGGAGCUUUGUGGAGGUGGAGAACAUGAAGCUGGUCAAGGUGCACGGAGGUACCACGGCAGAGAUGAUCUAUGCCAGGAUCAGGGAAGCAGAAGCCCUGGCUAAAUCCAACAAGGAGCAGCACAACUUGGACACGGUCCUCUUUUUCGACGAAGCCAACACGACGGAGGCGGUGAGCAGCAUCAAGGAGGUUCUGUGUGACCGCACGGUGCAGGGAGAGCCUUUGGCUGCUGCCUCUGGCCUGCAGAUCAUCGCAGCCUGCAACCCCUACCGCAAACACACGGACAGGAUGAUCCAGCGCCUGGAGCUGGCCGGGCUGGGCUACCGGGUCAAAGCCGACGACAGCAGGGAGAAGCUGGGAUCCAUCCCGCUGAGACAGCUCGUGUACCGCGUGCACGCGCUCCCGCCCAGCAUGAUCCCGCUGGUGUGGGAUUUCGGCCAGCUCAACAACCGCACCGAGAAGAUGUACAUCCAGCAGAUCGUGCAGCGCGUGGCCGAGCAGCUGCCCAUGGCCAGGGACGAGGUGGGGACGGUCACGGAGGUGCUCUUUGCCUCCCAGCAGUACAUGAGGCGGAGGGACGACGAGUGCAGCUUCGUCAGCCUGCGGGACGUGGAGCGCUGCAUGGAGGUGUUCAAGUGGUUCUACAAACACAGCCAGCUGCUGCUGAGGGAGCUGGAGAGGUACCUGGCCGAGAGRAAAGCUCCCAAGGGCAGCGGCGACAGAAACGGCGUUAUCUGGUCCUUGGUGCUGGCGGUCGGGGUCUGCUACCACGCGUCCCUGGAAAGGAAGGAGCCGUACAGGAAUGCCAUCAGCCAGGUCCUUCCAAAGCCUUAUGAUAGCCAGAAAAAGAUUUUGGAAGAAAUCUCCCUGAUGCAGGACUUAUUCCUGAGCGGGGUGCCACUCCGGGAUACCAUAGCAAGGAACUUGGCCUUGAAGGAAAAUGUCUUUAUGAUGGUCAUCUGUAUUGAGCUGAAAAUCCCUCUYUUUCUCGUCGGGAAGCCUGGGAGCUCCAAAUCCCUUGCAAAAACCAUCGUGGCUGAUGCUAUGCAAGGCCAAGCAGCUCAUUCUGAUCUAUUCAAGGACCUGAAGCAGAUCCAUCUCGUGUCUUUUCAGUGCAGCCCCCUCUCCACUCCAGAGGGAAUCAUAGGCACUUUCAAGCACUGUGCUCGAUUCCAGGAGGGGAAGAACUUGGAGGAGUAUGUGUCAGUGGUGGUUUUGGAUGAGAUUGGGCUGGCAGAAGACUCUCCCAAAAUGCCCUUGAAGACUUUGCAUCCGCUCUUGGAGGAUGGCUGCAUAGAUGAUGUUCCUCUUCCCCACAAAAAGGUUGGCUUCAUCGGGAUUUCCAACUGGGCUUUGGACCCYGCUAAGAUGAACCGAGGCAUCUUUGUGUCCCGUGGGGACCCCAGCAGAGAGGAGCUCAUCGAGAGCGCCAAGGGCAUUUGCUGCUCGGCACGAGGGGCUCURCAGAAGGUCGAGCAGUAUUUCCAUCACUUUGCUGAUGCAUAUGAAAAUAUUUGUAAGGCCCAAGACAGGGAGUUCUUUGGCCUGCGUGACUACUACAGCCUCAUMAAGAUGUUUUUUGCCUUGGCUAAGAGCUCCAAAAGUGAGCCCACACCUCAGGACAUCGCUGAAGUGGUUCUCCGUAACUUCGGUGGCAAAGAUGACGUCAACGCCUUGGAAAUAUUCACCUCCAAGCUGCUAGAAAAAGGAGAGAUACAUGCUCACGACAUCAGCAGGAUUGAGCUGAUCCGACAGAACAUCUACAGCAGUGCUGAGGACGGGGACUGCAGGUACCUGCUYGUGUUGACCGAGAACUACGCGGCGCUGCAGAUCCUCCAGCAGGCUUUUUUCACYGCCCGCCAACAGCCAGAAAUCAUCUUCGGCUCCAGUUUUCCUAAGGACCAAGAAUACACCCAGAUAUGCAGGAACAUCAACCGAGUGAAGGUCUGCAUGGAAACCGGCCAGAUGGUCGUKCUCCUCAACUUGCAGAACCUCUACGAGAGCCUCUACGACGCCCUCAACCAGUACUACGUGUACCUGGCCGGGCAGAAGUACGUGGAUCUGGGGCUGGGCACGCACCGCGUCAAGUGCCGGGUGCACCCCAAAUUCCGCCUGAUCGUCAUCGAGGAGAAGGACGUGGUGUACAAGCACUUCCCCAUCCCGCUGAUCAACCGGCUGGAGAAGCACUACCUGGACAUCAGCACGGUGCUGGACGUGGGGCAGAGGGAGGCGGUGCGGGAGCUGCAGCGCUGGGUGCGCGAUUUCGCGGCGGUCAGCACGGAGGAACACUUCGUGGGCCAGCAGCGCUACGGGCCGGCCGACGCCUUCGUGGGCUACCACGCCAACACCUGCGCCUCGCUGGUGCUGCAGGGCACGGAGCUGCUGCGGCCGGCUUGUGUCCCCGCCGAGCUGCUGGCCCGUGUCACCGAGUGGGCGCGCCUGGCGCUGCUCAACUGUGCCACCCCCGACGCCGUCAUCCGCCUGUGCCACGCGCCGGGGGCGUUCACCGCGCACUCGCUGGCACACGUCUACUUCAGGCAGCAGCAGCACACGUCCUUCGCCGACUUCCUCCGUGCCCACGUGUGCCAAGGGGCAGCACCCCGGAGCGCCUUCACCGAGGUCACCACCUUCUCMCGGCUGCUCACCAGUGCUGAUGCCGCCUGCCUGGAGAGGGAGGUGCAGGGCCAGGYCCAAAGGCUCCAAAUCCUGUUCCUGCAGCAGUUUGACACCGAGUACUCCUUCCUGAGGGGCAUUCGGGAUUUCCUGGAUUCCAGCUCAGGAAAUAAAGUCCUCAUUAUUCAGACAGACUUUGAAGAUGGCUCUCAGGAUGGCCAGCUCAUCGCCUCAGCCAAGUACACCGUUGUGAACGAGAUCAACAAGCUGGACCUGGGAGAAGCGUCUGUCUUUGUUUACUUCAUCAUGAAGCUUUCCAGGGUGGAAGGAGGAACGUCCUACGUGGGAUUCCAUGGAGGGCUGUGGCASUCAGUGCACAUAGACGACCUCCGCAGAUCCAAGGACAUGAUCUCUGAUUUGACAGCCCUGCAGAACCUCACCAUCAGCCAGGUGUUCUCUGAGGAUGCAGCUGAGCCCAAAGCUGCAGCUCUGCCUGCGAAUGGAGAGGCACAGGAGGAAGAGAUGGAGGUUGACACACCAGAGCCAGGAGCAGAGCACUGUGAGGGUGAGAUCCUGGACACCACUGUGCUGCUGAGGACCUGUGUGCAGAGUGCUGUGGGGAUGCUGCGGGACCAGAACCAAGACCUGAGUCGAAGCAGGAGGAGAAUUAAGAUUCUCCUUGGCCUUUUUUCCAAAGAGGAUGAGCUGAAAGCCUCUUUCCUGAAGAUAACCAAGGCUCGUCUCUCCAGCCUGUUGAAGAAGCAAGAAGAGAACUCUCUUCACCCCAAAAAUUGGGUGCUUCGGGAGGCUUCCAACCUGAGUGCUCUGCAGGAGGCAGGUACCUUCAGGCACACUCUGUGGAAGCGAGUGCAGAAGGUGAUCACCCCAUUCCUGGCUCUCCUGAUUGCUGUCAUCGACAGGAAUGGCAACCUGGAGCUGCUGGCCAGGCCCWCAGCACAGUGGGUGACAAACCUGUGGAUGUUCAUCUUCAGUGACACCAAAUUCCUGAGUCCUGGUGCAUUCAUGACCUUUUAACCCCCCAGCCCUCAGCCAGAGAUCAUCCUGGUGCAGAACAACAUGAUGGUGUCUGCUGAUGCUGGCAAUGAGAUGCCCUUCAGCUGGAGGAUAAAGGAGUACCUGGAAGAGAUGUGGUUGGAGGCUCAGUACAUCCAAAACACUGAAGGCCAUGCUGAGAAGUUUGUGGAUUACUUCCAGAAAACUGCCCUAGGAAAAUUCAUCUCUGCUCUGACUGAGGAAGAAAGGCAGAGGCUCUUCCAGUGCUACAUCACAGACUUUAUAGUCUUGACCAUCAGUGUGUCCUCCCAGGAGGAGCUGCAGUGUCUGCGCAUGGCGUUCAUGUCCUGCAUCGAGGAGUGGGUGGCACAGUGCCCCCAGAGAGAGGAGCAGGUGCCCUGCCUGCCCUGGGCACACCUGGCAUACAGCCAGUUCAAGAGCCGCCUGCAGAACUUCUCCAGGAUCCUGGCUGUGCAGCCCCGUGUGCUUGGCUUCCUCCUGAGCAAGGAAAGAUGUCCAGUUCAGCACUCAGAGAUGAUUCUGGAUGUGCUGGCUGCCAUGGUGUGUGCUGAGGAGCUGGAGAGCCAGGUGCACAAAGCACCCCCAGAGCUGUGGCUGCAGAGAGUGAAGAAUCUUCAAAUGCCCAUUGAAUUCCUGUGCMAAGAGGAGGGUGCCCAGCGCAGGGGCAGUCGGUGCCAUCAGCUGCUCAGGGAGCUCAGAUCCUGCUGGAACAGGGUGUUUGCCAUGGCGCUCUUUGUGGAGCAUGUCGUGUUUGGCAUCCACACUGCCAUGCCAGAAUUCAAGAGUUUGGUGACAAAGUACACUUUGCUUCUUGCMAAGUGUUUUCAGCACGAUUCAGACAUGAAGUCUCAUCCCACCUUUGUUGCAGUGAUGACAGUGCUGUGCCAGUGUAAGGACGAGGUCAGCAGGAGGCUCUACAGGCAUGGUCUGGAGCCGUGUCCCAUCUGCCUGGGGCAGCCCAAGGAGCCCGUCUGCCUGCCCUGCAAACACGUGUUCUGCCAMAAGUGCAUCAGCCAGUGGCUGGUGCCAACACAGAUGUACUGCCCCUACUGCAGGGUUGCUGUGGAGGAUGAGGAGUUAACUGUCUCCGAGGAGCUCAGAGAUGCCAUAGCAAAGAACACCCUGUUCCGGCACUGGUGCAAUAAUUUCUUCAUAGACGUGGUCACCACCAUGUGCUUCAAGGACAACGAGCCCCCUGAGCCAGAGGUGAUCCAGAGCCUCCUGGAUCUGCUSUUUGUUCACAGAAGCCUCGUGACAGAUUUAGAUCACCGUGCUGUCUACACCAAAUUCCUGUCCCCGUUCAAUGAUGAGGUGGAUGAAACUCCCGUCAUCCGCUCGGUGAUGCUGAAGCUGCUCCUGAAGUACAGCUUCAAUGAAGUCAAAGAUGAUGUGCAGCGUUACCUGUCCCAGGUGGAGCACAACGARCUCCUAGAGACAAAUGACAAAAAAGAGCUCUACUUGCUUUUUGUCAACUGCUUGGAGGAUUCCAUGUGUGAGAAGUCUGAGGACAGCCUGGGAUAUGAGCAUGGAAGCAGCCUGCCUGGGGCCAGAUUUCCAGAGAAUUACCUGCCAGGGAGGGGCAGGGAGGCUCCUGAGGAAUCCUCGGUGGAAUACCUGCAGGCUGUGGCCGAGGUGCGCCUGUACCUGAGCAGGGCUGCAGAGCUCAUCUUCCACCUGCAGCAGCACACCAAGCCAGAGCAGAUGAAGGAGAAGCAGCGCUACCUGAAGAACGUGGAGAAGUUCUGCAGCCUGGCCAGGAACGACUGGCACUGUGUGUACCUGGUCAGGAGGAUUGCCAGCCAGCAYGGCAUGGAGUUUGCCCAGAGGCUGAUCACAGAGCCACGCUUCCACUGGGUGUUCCCAGCAGAAAUUCUGCAACAGGUGCAGGUGCAGCAGAGCCAGUCCAGCCACAUGGACCGGUUCCUGGUGUGUGGGGAGCGUUACCGAGCCCUGCGYGACGCCGUGGGGAGAGCAAUGAUGGAGGGCAYGGCCCUGGGGCUGCUGGAGGCUGARAAGGCCUCCAGCAGCUCCCCUGCUCUGGAAUGUGCCCACCUGCUCCUGGCCAUCUUCCGAGAGGUCACUGCCCUGUACGGAGCUGGGGAUCCCAGCCUGCAUCCCAAGCAGCAGCAAACACAGGCGAUGGCUCAGUUCAUCCAGAGCUCCCAAGUGCUGAACUCCCCGGAGCUGCAGCUCUUUGCCCAUGCCCUGGUGGAGAACACCCUGCCCGGCCUGGCCGUGGAGCCGCAGGGCUGGGGCCAGCGUGGAGCUCUGCUGGAGAUKGCUGUGCACRUGGCUGCUGUGCUGCUCUGUGGGCACAGCCCCCUCCUGCAGCCCCUCAGGAACCUGGCCUUCCAKCCACAAACCAUGCAGCACUCAUUUCUGCCCACAAUGCCAGAGGACAUCAUGGCUCAGGCGAGGAAAUGGGAGGGRAUGGCUGCUCUGCACUGGUAUGCAUGUCCCAAUGGCCACCCCUGCACUGUGGGAGAGUGUGGCCUCCCCAUGGAAAUGAGCCGCUGUCCUGACUGCCAGGCCCCCAUCGGAGGCCUYGAGCACAAACCCCUGCAGGGUUUCCAGCUCUCCAGGGAUCAUAGAGACAGAACUCAAACUGGCCACAUCCUUGGAAAUGUUAAGGACAGAAGGACCCUGGGAGUGUCUGACCGGGGCAUGUCCCCCGUGCUCUUUGUGCUGCUCCGUUUGCUCACUCACCUGUCAAUGCUGCUGGGAGCCACCAGAGACCUUCAGUCCCUGGAAGGCAUGAUCAAGGCGAAAGUGGACGAUGUGGUGAACUUCCUGCAGCAGCACAUUCAGGAGGACUUGGCACAGCUGAUGAGGAUUUUGGGGAAGAGUGUGGAUGACACCCUCAGCAUCGUUCAUCUGGUGCUCUGCAGCCUCCUGCAGGCCCCCCAGCAGCAGCCAGGCCAGUGGCCGGUGGAGUUUGAUGAUGUUCUCUCCACCAAGGAGGAGAGAAACAAAUGGGAAGAAAUGGUKGCAAACACAAUCAUUGCUCCUGAACUGAAGGAUUUGGAUAAGAAGCUUCUGAAGUUAAACAGACAGAUACAAGAGGAUGAGAGAAUCUCUUCUAACCCCAUUGUGAAAAUAGUGUAUGGGGACCCAGCUGCAUUCCUGUCCCGGCUGCCAGGGGACAGCCACAUCCAUCACUCCAAGAUGUGGAGCUGCCGAAAGAGGGUUUCACUGGAGAACCUGGGCCACGUUGUGCAGCAGAAAAAUGCCAAGGACAGCGUCCCUCUCCUCUGGAAGUUCCUGCAGAAGGAAACUGAGCUGAGGCUGGUGAAAUUCCUACCAGAGAUUCUGGCUCUGCAGAGAGACUUGGUGAGGCAAUUCCAGAACACAGCAGAGAUCAAACGCUGCUCCAUCAGGGAAUUCCUCUGGGAACCCCACUCAGGUGUGAUGAGGGACCUUCUGGAGAGGAGAGUGAAUGUGUUUCUGUCUGUCUGGAACAAGCUGAGAAGCUCCCUGGACACCAAUGGGGAAAUCAAGCUGCCCAAAGGCUACUGUGAUGCYGAGCUGAGCGUGGAGAGCAGGCUGGAGGUGCUGCUGCCGCGGCGSCAGGGGCUGGGGCUGUGUUCCACUGCCCUGACCAGUUACCUCAUCGGGCUGCACAACGACUUCGUGCACUCGGUCAACAGACACAUCAAGGAAGAUGAUAGGUAUUUGAUCAGCCCCUCGGAGGUGGCCGACCUGCACCUGAUCAGUUAUGAGGUGGAGAGAGACCUGAUCCCUCUGAUCCUGUCCAACUGCCAGUACAGCAUGGAGAAGGGAGGGGAGACCUUGCAGGACUUUGAUCUGGAGAGGAUCCAGCAGCAAGUGAUCAGCAAGUUCCUGCAGGGGAAGCCGCUCAUCACGCUGACAGGAAUCCCCACCCUGGUGUACAGGCAUGACCGCAACUACGAGCAGCUGUUCAGUGAUGUCAGGAAUAAGCUGGAGCAGAGUGCUCUGCCCAGUUCUGUGAUGAACAUGAUCAGUGGGGAGCUGCAGUCCUACAGUGAUGUGUGUGAUGCUCUGUCUCUCACUGAAAUCACCCUGGGCUUCCUGGCCAUGGCUGGUGAGAACGCUGAGAUGCCGCUCACCGACUACAUUGAACAAAUUCUGCAGAUGGGGGACCAGACAAACCCUCACGUGCUGCAGGCGCUCAGGCGGUGCCAGCUCAGGCACAGCAUGGCCCUGUGGCAGCUCCUGUGUGCCCGUAAAUCUGAGCAGCUGCUGCGCCUCAGCAGGGAUCCUUUCGCAGACAUCAGUCCAGACUACAAAAARGAGCUCACGCCAGAGCUUGCCAAGCUCCUGCACACCUUCCUUGUCCACUCAAGGCUGGAAACCUUCCUGCAGGAGCUGCAUGAAAUGAUCAUCCUGAAGCUGAGACGUGUCCAAGCUGUGGAGGAAUUCAGACCCACGUGGAGCCUGAAGGAAUCAUUCUUGCCUUACCUUGAUGCCAAAGACUCUGAAUUAGUUAUGGAACUGGAAGACACAUUCCCAGAUGAGAUUCUUCUCUCUCAUGUCUCUGCUACCUGGAAAGCAGCCGCUCUCUUCAAGCGGGAGCACAGGGGAAGUUAGGACAAGAAACUGCCAGGAAACAUCUGUGUUGGGGCUUCUGGAACUUUGGGCAUUUGUUUGGGGGUUGUUGGUUAUUCUUUGGGUUUGGGGUUGUUUUUGCACAUGAUGUGGAGAGGAGAGGUGGCCGUGGAGCAGGAGGGUGAAACAGAUGCAGCAGUUCUGUGUCAGUCCUGGCUGACCACAGCCCCAGAGCCACCCGAGGAAGAUGAAGGACUAUUUUACAAACCACGCUGCCCUGGUGCUGGGACGGCGAUUUACACAGUUUUUCACUCUGCAUUUCUGCCGGCACUGGGAGGCAGAACCGGCUGAUGCCCAGCACCGCUCCCUGCAGCUGGGACGGGACCAGGAGGGACUCGGGGCUCCUUCCCUGCCUUAAGGGCGGCAGCCGCUCCCCGCUGCUGCCCCGUGCCUUUCCCAAUAAACUUGUUCAUCUCCUGCCUCCUUCCCGGCU